AUGUGUUCCUUAUUUAGCGGGUCACGAAAACGGAGUAUGAGGAGUAAACGAAGUAUUAGAAGGACUAAUCGAAGUAUUAGAAGGAGUCGACGUCGGUUAGAGCUGAAAGAAGUUCCAAAAGCUGAGAAGAAAGAAGUCGAGAACAAAGCGGAGAAGGCAGCAUCACUCGAAGCAGACAGGAAAAAGCCUUCACUUCAACAGUCAGGAGACGAUGACGCCGACGAGGACUCGGAUACCCUCAAGGGAGUUGACAGUAUAAGAGACGUAGAGGACGUUUCAACUACUCCACCGCAUGAUAUAGGAGCUCGUGGUAAAAAAUCGCAAGAUGAAGAUAAAAACCGUGAUUUAAUCAGACAAAGCCAUAGUGGCGACAAAUAG
Messenger RNA from Haemonchus placei, 378 nucleotides. NCBI's taxonomy places the organism in Eukaryota, Metazoa, Nematoda, Chromadorea, Rhabditida, Trichostrongylidae. The record is from the annotation of a GenBank genome assembly.